AUGCGGUGGUUCCGCUAUGGGCCGGCAUACGGCCUGUCUCCUGAUACAGCUUUCUUCACUCAGGUGAACGUACACCCUUUAUCGAAAUUUAAAGGGUCCCGUCUCGCAUCGUUUUCGCCUGGCCCGGUCAACGAAAUGUUCUACAAAGGCUAUCUGACGCAUAUUUUCUCGGUUGAGGCACGAGCGUAUCCAACAACCCCAAGUUUAGUCCUGGGACUUCAGGACAUAGGCGUGGUAUCGCGAGACUUUGCGCCCAUGCUGAUACCGAAAGAAGAAGUCGUCAGCAUCUCGAUAUGCCGCCAUUUUCACACCGUGAACCAAGAACCUUUCAAUCUUUUCAAGUCCCACAUUGAGGCAUACUGUGCUAAUCGAAGUCAGGGUAUUUCCCGAGGCAACUGCAAAGAAUGCAAUACGGAAUAUGAGAUUCGGGUUCAAGAAGCUGAUACACACGAUGUAACCCUCACAAUUACACGUUGGAUUGACUUGGGAUCUGGGCUGAGUCUAGAAGAUAUACGGUGGAGAUGCUAUGUUUUCUUUGAGCCAGGCAUAGUCCAUACUUCGGACAUCGUCUCUGAUCCUCGUCAACGGUUUGAACAGGCCCCAGUCAGCUACGGAAGUUCCAGGAAUGUAUCGUUCGAGGAGCGGUAUCGCGGGAAUAUGUCUUUGAUGCAUGCGCAGAGGUAUAAGAAUAGGAUGAGGCAGGUUAGGGAUUACUCCUGGGCCACCAACUAUGAUUUUGACUUACAAAGUCGCGACAAGGAUCGGGGUUGCUGUAUUGCUUAG
This is a messenger RNA of Penicillium malachiteum, 783 nucleotides long. RefSeq lists its product as uncharacterized. The transcript has a single exon. The record is from RefSeq and is a predicted model, not a curated record. NCBI's taxonomy places the organism in Eukaryota, Fungi, Ascomycota, Eurotiomycetes, Eurotiales, Aspergillaceae. The coding region runs from base 1 to 783 and encodes 260 amino acids.